AUGAAGGUAAGGUGAUAAGUAUUCACUGUUUACAUUUAUUUGCACUGUGUCUGUGCUGCGAGAGUCGACCGUGCCAUUGGCAUCGCACUAUUCCUACACUGGCACAAACCGUGUAUAUAAGACUAUAAGUGGUAGCUGUUUGUUGUAGUAUUUUACAGUAAUUACAGGCAAGCGCGAUGGAGAAUUCCGUUGAACAAAUUGUGAUCAAAACCACCAGCAAUUUCUUAAAGAAUAAAGCCAAAGGCAUGUAUUAUUUCAACAAUAUAUAUUAUAUGCAGGGUCAAGAAUUACUGACAUGCAAGGGACGUUUUAGUGUCAAAUCAGACGUGAGAUUGUUAGUCGCUUGCCUAACACUGAAACCGUUCCGGCAAUCAGACGAAAUUUAGUUAGAACGAAGAUCUCGCAAGGUGUUGUAAUAUAUCAAAUUCAAAGUGGCACGUGCCAAUAUAAAUAAGAAAGCUUCGGAAGAGCCGACGAAGCUAGGGCCUUCGCCAGGCCAGAGUUCGCUCGAAACAUCGAAGUUCUCCUUGUAUUUCUUAGCUAUAGUUAGCAUCCAUUGUUACUCGAUGAAACCUUUUUUAAGACGAAAUUGCAUGAACUUGGUUUGCUAUCAUCUUUCUUAUAUUAUUUGAUAUUGUAUUCGAAAUAUGCUUGACCAGGCAGUAGCAAUCCUACGCGCUGUAUCUUGAACUUGCUAACUACGCCUACGGCCCUACGCCUACGGACUCUGACCACAUAACUUGAUAAUUUUCCUCAACAACAAUCGACAUGUCAAACUUAUAGAAAGGGUUUAUACAGGGACGCCGGAGCGAGGGUAGGGCACAGGGGGGCAAUGUUGACGUAAGGGCAAUCACUAAUUAAUAUUUCGUUUCCGAAAAUUUUUCCGGGACCUUAAUUCACCAAAACAAGGGCAAAAAAUUUGAAAACACAAUUUUUGACACAAUAUUCCAGAAAAUUUCACGUAUAUUUCAAUAUUACGUACAUUUCACCCGUAAUUCAUACUUUUUAAUCGUUGUACCUUAUAUUUUUUGUGUUAGAAUUUUUAUCUAUAAGGGCACUUUCGCCCCCCUACCCCCCUUACUAAAGGGCAAGGGGGGCGAUGCCCCCCCUGCGCCCCCUUUCCAGCGUCCCUGGGUUUAUAGGGGAUACGAGAGAGGAAUUUAACAAAAAUAUGUAACAAGGACACAAAACAUGAUGGGAAAACACAAAUACCAUUACUGUAAAAAGACAGUUGUAGUUGGACAUUUCAGAGUUGAAAUAACUUUAAGGUACACACGUAAAAAUCUCAUAUCUUGUAACAAGUCUGCCAACAAGCCGUCAACAAGAUGUAUUCGCACUGCUUGUCACAAGUUGUCAACAGGUUUGGAACAACUUGUUGACAACUUGUAACAACCUUGUCGAAAUUAUCAGAUUUGUUGCAAAGUUGUUCGGACAAGUCCGUUACAUGCUUGAUAUAACAAGAUUGUUACAACCUUGUGUUGACAACCUUGUAACAUCCUUGUUAUAUCAUGGUUGUAUCAAACUUGUUAGCACAGUCUUGUAACAAGGCUGAUAAUGCCAUCAAGCUUGUUACAAGUUGUUAACAGCUUGUUUCAAACUUGUUACAACAAACUGGGAACAAGCAAUGCGAACACAACUUGUUGUUACAACUUGUGCGUUUUUGCGUAAGGAAAGCUACUGAGCAAUCUUUGAUAGAGAAUUUGUUUAAUUAAAUUGAAUUUAACAGACUUAUGGCUCAAUGAGGUCAUUUUUCUGCUAUUGUAAGUCAGUCACCUCUUCUUAGAGGACAUGCAGUUGAACGCAGAAUUGUGUUUAAAAGUCAUCACAUAGAUCAUAGCCUAUCGAAUUAGGGAAGAUGGCUGUGAAACUAAUUAAAAUAACAAUAUAACUCAUUAUCUAUGUUAGUGAACGCUCGUUCACUCAUAAAUCUGGUCCUUCACCGUAGCAAUUUCCAAUUUCCCUAUUGUAAUUCGAGUCGGGUGACUUUCUUAAAACAUUGCUAUUGGUUAGUUGGGCAAAAAUACAAUGUCAAUGCAUACGCAAUGGUAUGAAUAAACGUUGACUUAAGGCUAAUUUCCACUCAGGAAAAUUAUCCGUGGAUUGGAACGGACAAGAAAAUUUUUCUUUCUUUGUGUUAAAGUCAUUAGUUCCAACCCAGAGCUCACAGGACAAAGAAAAAUUUUCUUGUCCGUUCCAAUCCACGGAUAAUUUUCCUGAGUGGAAAUUAGCCUUAACAUAGAUAAUGAGUCAUAUAUAUUGUUAUUCUAAUGAGUUUCACAGCAUCUUCCCUAAAACUCUAAAAAGCUGGGAAAUGGGAUCAUAAUUCCUUUUUGUUUUGGGGCAGUUCCCAGGGGUAUAUACACGAUUCAGUAAAAUAUAUUUCUCCCAAUAAUGGACUUCACUCUUAUUUUUUCCAGAUUUUAACCAUUGCAAAUUUUUUCGUGUUGUUUUUCUCUGUGGAGGCUAAUUCAGGUUCGUGUGAAAAAUAAUUUCAUAACUACAAGUUUGUUCAAAACUACAGAUAACUUUCGGACUGGUGAUUUUGUUGUCUAAUCGUACUUUUUUUGUUUUUGGAUGGAAAUGAAGAACCUUGGAGAAACGUUGGUGAUUGUGGAAAAGAAUUGAGUAAGUAAUGUUAGGCACAGUGUAUUUUAUAUUUUAGUUGUCAAGGUUAAUUAAGCUUGAGCUCAGGGGCGGCACUUGUUUACAAUUACGUACAAACGGUUUGUUUUGGGGUUGUUUUUUUGUGUUGGUGUAAUGUACUCAGGUGAAUAUGAUGCUUGUGAUGUUACUCUGAAAACGUUGAUGUUACGCUUGGAAAAUAUGCCUGACCACGGUGGGAAUCGAACCUACGACCUUUGGAAUACCAGCCAAAUAUACUGAGCUACGCGGCCAGGCCGGUUCGAGUUCCUUCGAUAUCGAUGUAAUCAUGAUUUUUUUGUUGGUGGCGUUGGGCUAGUAUUCCAAAGGUCGUAGGUUCGAUUCCCACCGUGGCUAGGCAUGUUUUUCAAGCUUGCCCGGUGUGGAUAUACACUCAGAGUAACAUCACAAGCAUCAUAUACGUACAAAUUGUUUGAAAAAUAUUUUCGUAUAUUUGUGGUAUAGUGCUAAAACAACUUUAUUCUCAAACAAAACUAUUCACCUCACUGUCGAUAAAUAGUGCAAGGAUACUCCAUCUCAACGCUUUGCGUUUCGUUGAAUAUCUUUGGGGAAGCCUCACAUAUCGAUUUUGUCCAUGAGAAAUGUCACAUGGACGUUUCUCUGGAGACCCCACCCCCACCCUUUAGAAAUGUCGCACAUAGUUAUCGAUAUUUUGUUCUUAUAGCACACAUAAGGUAAUUUUCUACGGUUGGCUAUUGGCGAUGCUUCCGCGAGGAAUAUGUCAUCUUCUGCUGACAUAUGUUUUUUAUUAAUAUAUGAACUUUACAAUUUCCAACGUUUCUCAAAACAACUUUUUCGCAUGAAAUAUUAACAAUUUAACUUUAAGCACGUUUUUCUUGAAAUUUGAGUGUUUUCAAUGCAAGGAAGGCGUAAUAAUAUAAAUGUAUAGAACAGGUAUGGUAGUACGAAUGUAUAGACUGGUCGGUUUGUAUCAAGUUGUUUUCUUUUUUUGAUGCUUUCGAAAAAAAACUAUCGAAUUUUUCCAUGAUGUUUUACAGAGAAACGUCACAGCUAUGUACCUCCCCCCACCCCCAAACGAACAUAUGACGUUUCUCGUGGACAAAAUCGAUAUGUAAGGCUUCCCUUGCACUAUUCACCUCGACGAAUAAUUGUUAACUAUUUGCAUUUCCGACUAGCAUGCAAUCCAGCAUGCCAACUGAGAUGUCUCGAAAUUCACAACUACUACCGCAGUCUUCACAACUCACCGCCAUUGUUCUGCGAUCCGACAUUGGCCAAAUCUGCUCAAAAGUGGGUGGACCAACAAGCAAGAGAUGGAAACAUGCAUCAUUCAGAGUGGACGGAUAAAUUUACUGAGUCGAUUUCUUGGAGAGGGGAAGGAUGGCUAGGUAGAUAUAUUACUUAUAUUAUUAUUAUUAUUAUAUAACUGUUUACCAUCAGUUUUACGUCAAUCAAAUCUCUCUAUUAGUAUAGGUAAUCAUGCGAUGGCGAGUACAAUUAGGGAUUAAUAGUACGAGUGAUGUUUGGAAAUUUUGCCAAAAUUGGACGAGCCGCCGGGGCGAGUCGAAUUUGGCAAAUUUCCAAACAUCACGAGUACUGUUAAUCCCUAAUUGUACGAGCAACAUCGCAUGAUUACUUGUUUAUUAUUGGCAUAUGACAAAAUUGGAUACAUAAUAUCCGUCAACAUAAUAUUCUCUCGCCAAAGCCCAGUCCUGCCAGACAUUCAACCAAAAUUUGGUGCUUUUGUUCGUAUUUUCAUUUAGUUCUUUUGUUAAAGCAAAAUUUGGUGCUUUUGUUCGUAUUUUCAUCUAGGUCCUCAAGGGCAAUUUCAUUUCACAUUUGUGUUCAAAAUACCUUUCCGCCAUUUUGUUUGUUUUGGGAAAAUCAUUAACUGUACUGCAGUACAAUUAAUGAAAUAAUUGUACUCCUUUCAACCAAUCAGCAUCCAGUAAUGUUGUCAUACUAAUGAUAAAUCAAUUUAAAUGUAAUCUCUUUAAACAUUAUUAGAAAAUGUCUGAAGAAAUUUAUGACAUUGGUGUGCCACAAACUUUCAAAACAAUCUGUGUUAUAAAUGUCAUUCAUGUCGUCCCUUGUCUAGUCUUAGAAUGUUAGGGUUUGUAAUCCAAGUGAAUAUAUAUACAUUUUAAGACCUGACCAGGAACGACUGCGAAAAAUGCAGCACAAGGUCCUCUGGUAGGAAUUGAACCUGCGGCGCUUAAGUUUUCAUGUAUAUAUAGGUAUUCGGGUGUGCGGGCUGCGAUAAGGUGGACUUCAAUUAAAUCGUGUUGUUAAUAAUGAUCACUUAUAUAUGUAUUCUGUAUAAAUAGUUAAGGUUACCCGUAAAGGAGUGUUCAUCUCUCUGGGUAUAACCUGUCAUUUAUUUGACAAAGAUUGUAAUAUAAAAAAAUAAAAUUAGUAAAUAUCGUGAUUCUUAGACAUCUCGUUCGAUAGAGUCUUCGCUCGAAACGUCGAAAUUCUCCUUGUAUUUUCAGGUAGUUGCAUCCCUAUCAACGAAGGCUUUUUGUAGAUGAAAUUUGAAUAUAGGCGUACAUUUCUAUGGAAAAGAUGUACAUUUCUACUGAAAAUGAUAACAUUUAUACAGAAGAGUUUAAUUUCUAAGGGAUACCACUUGAUUUGUAGGGAACGAGUGUCAUUUUCUACGGAAGAACCUGGGGCGUAGGAACCGGGGGAGGGGCAAGGCGCCCCCCCAAGUUUUCAGAAGAUACAAAAAGUGCCCUUUUUCCGGUGGCAAAUUUCCCUUUCAGAUUGCAUUUUUGACUCACGGAUGUCGCAAAGCAACAUCUGGGAGUCUUUGUGGUUACUUAAAUGUGGGGCAGUUAAAGAAUGAGAAUUGACCAGUCUGCUUUGCGCACACUCUUUGCCUGCGAAUCGGGCCUUUUAGAACCAGAAAUCGGGCUGGAGCACGACAAAUGGCACAAUUUACACAGUACUCGUUUGCAAAAACAACUGCAAACUGCUUUAACAGCUUAAUUCUUCCCUCCCCCCCGUCGCCAUCAUUUCCGGGAAAAAUUUUUUAGGUGCCCCUUUUCAUUCCAAAAGUGCCCCUCGAAACCCGGGCCCCCCCCCCCCCCAACUUCCUACGCCGCUGGGAAGAACUGUAUCCCUAACGGGUCACCGUAGUGUUCGCAGGUUUAAAGGAAACAACUUUCAAAAUAUAAAGACAAAAUGUCAAUGAAAAUAGGAAAAAACCUGGUUUCCAUGUGGUCGUAACGGUCGUAAAGAUUGAGUCACAAAUCACGUUCUUUCUUAUCAGCCGAAAUACAACAUUUCAGAAUCGAAAAUACGCGGAGUGAUUAUAACUAGGGAAUACUUAUGAUUUAUAUGUGGUAGGUAUAAACUACAGCAUGACGUCAUGGCGUUGAAUAUGAUUUUUCAUAUGACGUCACUCCGUUGAAUAUUAUGUCAAAACGUUAACUCUAUAUUUGGUCGGCUAUUGAGUGGAUAUGGGGAUUUCACAAUUGGCUGUUAGCCAUGCAAUCGGAAACCAUAAAUCUUUGAAAUAAAUAAUAACGUGACUAUCUGCCUCAGCUUCGCUUCGCUAGAUAACAUUGUCCUUGGUCUAAAUAAUUUUUGGCCUUCUUGAUAUAAUGUUCAGCCUCAUGCAAAAAUUCUUGUUUGCCGUUUGAUGGUCUAUACGGUUUGAUUUGUUGUCGUUGUCGAUGAUGAUGACGACGACGACGACGUCGUCGUACAUUUGCAUUAUCCUGUUACUGUCAGUAACAAGUUUUUGUCGUCGUUGUCGUUGUAGUUUGUUGUUUUGACGCUGUUGUUGAUGCUGAUGAUGUUGUUGGUGAUGAUGAUGUUGAUGAUGAUGAUGAUGUUGACGUUGUCAACUUGUUGCAUUGAACUAUAAAUAACUGGAAGGCUAACUCCUAUAUAGUAUGAGCACUUUGAAUAUGGCAAUAUUUUUGCCAAUUUUUAAAUUAUUCCGACCUUCAAACGUUCAAUCUUCUUGAAACUUCGCAUACAGAUGUAUUUUGCAUGGGUUUAAAUAAUUCCUGAGGUAUGACAUUUUCGUUUUAUCUUAAACUUUCAAAAACUCAGAAAAAACUGCAGUCAAAACGCGCGGUUUUUCUGACCGUUCAUGCUUAUGGUCGUGUUUUUUCGGGUUUUUUUUUUGCUAAUUUGUGAUUUGUUUGCUUUGCGAAUAUUAAAUUCAUUUAUCAUACUACUGAUAUAAAUUAAAUUCGGUGGUAUAACUAAUAUUUUGGGGCAAGAUUUUUCUGAUAAGAAAAUGUGCAUAUUUUGAAAAAUUUUUUUUAAAAAGGACUGGGUCUACCUACAAAAAAGCUUCAAGCACGGCUUCAACUCCCCCCCCCCCCUGACUUAGCCUUCCAGUUAUUUAUAGUUCAAUGACUUGUUGUCGUUACUGCUUCUGUUGUCGUCAUUUUGUUGUUGCUGUUAACUUUACUUUUGUUAUUAUUUCGUAAUAUAUAGGCAUGAACCAAACGGAAAGCGCGAUCGCAGGGGCUGUUAGAGGAUGGUAUUCUGAAAUAAAAAACCAUUACAACUACGUUACUGGCACGGGCAAUGGUGUUGUGGGACACUUCCAAGCGGUCGUAUGGAGCAGUACUACCAAACUGGGGUGUGGUAUCAAUAUACAGUCCGGUGAUGGGACUUACGUCACUGCGCAUUCUUCACCAGCGUCGCACGCAAAUGUAGAUCGUGAUAAACUAGCACCACUGAACGUCAAGCCAAGAAAAGCACCAGGUGUGUGUUGCGCACGUACGUAUUAUGUACAUUAAGGCUAAUUUCUACUCAGAAAAAUUAUCCGUGGAUUGGAACGGACAAGAAAAUUUUUCUUUGUCUU
Messenger RNA from Paramuricea clavata, 7450 nucleotides. NCBI's taxonomy places the organism in Eukaryota, Metazoa, Cnidaria, Anthozoa, Malacalcyonacea, Plexauridae. The record is from the annotation of a GenBank genome assembly.